Molecule: messenger RNA, 2333 nt
Organism: Triplophysa dalaica
Lineage: Eukaryota; Metazoa; Chordata; Actinopteri; Cypriniformes; Nemacheilidae
Gene: trim107
Product: tripartite motif containing 107
Exons: 3
Coding region: 582-2018 (478 amino acids)
Source: RefSeq, a predicted model, not a curated record
AUUAAACAAAUUAUUUUGCUAUGAAAACCCAGCUUUCAUAGAGCCUUGAUUUGGGCCAGUGAGUAACUAACUACCAAGAACACUAUUAAGUGCAUGAAAACGUCCUGCCCUGGUAACCACCCCACCAAGUACACUCUAUUGUGCUGGCACUUUUGCACAAGCAAGCUAUAAAAUAAAUCUAAUUUUAAGAUUUUAAUACUGAAGUGUCUAUCACACUGGAGUGUAUUUACUGCAAAUGUCUUUCUAGCACUCCGUAGUGCAAAACCAUUUUCUGCUACUUAGUAUAAGCUGUAAAGACAAAGUUGCCACAUCACGAUGUUUGGCAAGAUAACCGGCCUAUAUUUUUUGACACAUGGUCAUGAUCAAUAUGUAAAGGAAAACGCACAUAAACAGUUGUACCCCUUUGAUUUCUGAGCUCGUGCUGUUGUGAAACUGACCUGUGAUUGUGGACUGCAGCUCAAGCAGGAAACAUCCGAGUAUAAAUAAAGGAAACAUCUCAUAUAUUUCAUAUCUGAAGCAUUGAAUCUCAAUUUAGCGUCACUUCACUGUAAUCCACAAGAAAACGUGCUGAAACAAACGUCAUGGCGCAGUCGUCUUCUGAGAGCUGUCUAGAGUCGGAGCUCAUCUGUCCCAUCUGUCUUCAUAUUUUUCUUAACCCAGUCACACUACCCUGUGGCCACAGUUUCUGUCUGACCUGUUUGGAAACACCCGAGAGGGAUAAAACUUCUCAAGAACUUUGUUGCCCAGUGUGUGGAGAGCAACAUCUCAGCCCAGAGUCCUUACCGAGAAAUAUUAAACUCAAAAACAUUGUUGAGAGCCACAAAGACGGAAUCAUGGUCAAAACCAGAGAUGAACAUCCAUGCACUGUAGAAGACAAGGUGAUCAACAAUAGCGACGUGUCUGUUAGGAAAGAAAAUAUAAUAGAUGCUGUGGAUGAAAACUGUGAGUCUUUGGAGAACGAAUCAAAUGAACGCAGAUCUAGAUUGCUUACGAUAAUGAAUAGUGUUCAUGAAAAGCUUGCUGUAGUAGAUGAUCUAGUGACUAAAGAGAAGGAAGUAGAGGCUUCUGUCAAGUCGAAACAUGCUAAUUUGAGGAAAGAGGUUGACAGUAUACUGGAGGAAAUGGUAGAUCUAGUUAAGUCCUACAGCAUUGUUGGUAUGAAGCUUCUAGAAGUCAGGUUAAAGCCCAGAGAAAUUGAUGCACAGAACAGAGUAAAACUACUAUCAGACCUUCAGCAACAAUUGAAGACUGCAGAAAUCCAUGUCAGUACCCUGAAGGAUGAGAAUGACGACACUUUUGUAAGUGAUGAGAUCCGAAAGAUUGAGACCCAAGUUUCCAGCUUGACUCCGCCAUCUGAGGACCCUCGAAGUGAAAUGGAGUUAUUCAUCAAUUUAAAAAAAGUUUGUGUGGAAAUGGAACAUCACAAUACUCAACUCCGCCUUGGCCUCGGAUCCGUUCAGCGAGCUUUACGAGUUGUCCUCAAUCCUUCAGAGGUGACGUUUGACCCCGAGACCCUCCAUCCCAACCUGAUCUUGUCCGAGGACCUUAAAACAGUGUCUUUCAGUGUAGCAAAGCAGCCCUAUCCAGCCAAUUCUCAUAGGUUUUCUAGUUUCUUCCAGGCUCUGAGCUCUCAGAACUUCUCUAGAGGAGAACAUCUAUGGAGCUUGAAGGCCGAGGGUUGUCCCUGGGUUUUAGCUUUGUGUUAUGGUGGGCUUCCCCGCUCUGGUUCUGGUAGUGGUCUGGAGAGCAGUGCUGGUUCUUGGUGCCUCAUGUACUGUGAUAACCUGCUGAGGGCUUAUGAAAAUGGAAAGGACACGCCACUUAGACGUACACUGUCUCUGAAGAAAGUAGAGAUACACCUCAGCUUUAGUCGCGGUACAUUAUCUUUUUACAGCAUUAGUGAUGUGAGUGGGGAAAGAACUAAUCUUAAUACGUUUACAGUGAACUUUACACAGCCUGUGUAUCUGGCUGUACGGAUGAUGUCUGGUCAUCCCAAAGCACAUAUAACAGUAAGCUAGUGAUUUCAUAUAAGGUGUAGCUACAAUAACAUCUUAAAAAAGUUUUUGUUUUGAGAGAAAUGACAACAAUGAUUUGAUGGACAAACUUGCAAAGGGUUGUUUCAUUAUUCAUGUAUCAGAGAUGGUUCCCCCCCUCAAAAAGAUGUUUACCUUUUAUGCCUUGCUGGUUUCAAUAUUUGCAACAUUUCAACCUUAAUAAAUAUCACAUUGUUCUUGCAAUAUUCAAAUUUAUGAAAAUUAACUUUCAUCAAUCAUAAGAUAGGUAUAUGUUGAAACACGAAGAAGGUGAUAUUUGCACUUUUGCAUUUCAUGUAA